Messenger RNA from Polychytrium aggregatum, 1116 nucleotides. Its product is annotated as DHS-like NAD/FAD-binding domain-containing protein. Gene Ontology annotation, biological process: peptidyl-hypusine biosynthetic process. The transcript has 6 exons. Gene Ontology annotation, molecular function: deoxyhypusine synthase activity. Gene Ontology annotation, cellular component: cytoplasm. The record is from RefSeq and is a predicted model, not a curated record. Lineage: Eukaryota; Fungi; Chytridiomycota; Chytridiomycetes; Polychytriales. Bases 1 to 1116 code for a protein of 371 amino acids.
AUGAGCUCCGAACCCACAUCGAACCCCACCAAUGCCACACCAAGCACUGCCCUUGAGGCCGUCUUGGUGCACUCCGUCAAGAUGCCCGAAACCGCCACAAAGAUCCAGGGAUACGACUUCAACAAAGGAAUCAAUCACCAGGAGAUUGUCAACUCGUUGCUGUUCUCGGGCUUCCAGGCCACCCAUGUGGGCGAGGCCAUUGCCGAAAUCAACCGGAUGAUCAACUGGAGGCUUGCCGACGAGCCCGUUCUGCCCGAUGACGACGAAUCCGACAAGGACCCCAAGUACCGCGAGCAGGUCAAAUGCAAGAUUUUCCUGGGAUACACUUCCAACAUGGUUUCAUCGGGCCUGCGGGAGGUUUUCCGGUUCCUGGCUGAGCACAAGUUGGUCGACUGCAUUGUUGCCUCCGCUGGUGGCAUUGAGGAGGAUUUCAUCAAGUGUCUUGCUCCUACUUAUGCCGGCUCCUUCAGCCUCUCCGGCGCAGAGCUGCGGAAAAAGGGACUGAAUCGCAUCGGCAACCUGCUGGUGCCAAAUGACAACUACUGCUUAUUUGAGGACUGGGUCAUGCCCAUUCUCGAUGAGCUGCUCGCCGAGCAGAAAGACAAGGGCGUUAUUUGGACUCCUUCCAAAAUCAUCCAUCGUCUGGGCGAGCGCAUCAACAACCCAGAGAGCAUCUAUUACUGGGCAUGGAAGAACAACAUUCCGGUCUAUUGCCCAGCCUUGACCGAUGGAUCGCUCGGAGACAUGAUCUACUUUCACUCGUUCCGCAAUCCCGGCUUGAUCAUCGACAUUGCGGCCGACAUCCGCGCCAUCAACAGCGAAGCCGUGUAUGCCAAAAAGACAGGCAUCAUCAUUCUUGGCGGUGGCGUGAUCAAGCAUCACAUUUGCAAUGCCAAUCUGAUGCGCAACGGUGCCGACUAUGCCGUUUACAUCAACACGGGCCAGGAGUUUGACGGCAGCGACAGUGGCGCCCGCCCUGACGAGGCGGUUUCGUGGGGCAAGAUCCGCCUGACGGCCAAGCCCGUCAAGGUCUAUGCUGAUGCCUCGAUUGUCUUUCCAAUGAUCGUCGCCGAGACCCUUGCCAAGGCGUACUUUGACGGGCGACGUGGCCAGUAG